AUGACUGACAACAACUCGCGUGUGUGGAUUAAGGAGUUUAUCGAAGCAGUAAUUAAUGGAGAAGACGAGACGGGGCUUGUACAUAAGGUUCUUGCUGAUAUUGUUGAGUCCGUGGCAGCUGCUAUUUACAUUGACUUGAAAUUUGAUCUCGAUAAACUAUGGAUGAUUUUUAAGCCUCUUUUGGAGCCUAUAUAUACUCUUGAAGACUUGCGUGGUCGCCCCAUGGCAAUAUUGUAUGACUUUUGCCUGAAGAAAGGGAAGCGCCUUGAGAUCAAGCUGAAGCCAAGAGAUGAGACUGAAAAUAUAAGUAUUGCUGGUGUCUUUGUUGGUGACGUGCUUGUUGGCUCGGGUUCUUCUAAGGGGAAUAGUAAUGCAAGGCAGAAUGCUGCUAAAGAAGCUGUACAUAAGUUGUCGCAAUCGAUGGUUGUAAACGAUGGGUCCUUCGAAGGUAUUCCAGCUGGAAACGACAGGUCAUUUCGUAUUGAAGAAGCGAUGCAAAUGUUGCAUGUGCUUUGUGCCAAGAAGAGGUUGCCUAAACCUCCAGAGUACAAAGAAGACGUGUUAGGUCCUCCACAUGAGAGGAAAUAUUUAUACUCAGUUAAAGUGGUAACUUCAGAUGGUACCGUGAAAUCUGUGACGGGAGAUGAAAAGUCAAGAAAAAAAUAUGCAAUGAAUUCUGCAGCUUACAAGAUGUUCCUUGCUUUACAAGAACAUUAUAAUAUGAUCAACACCAUAAAGUCUUAUAGAAUGAUCAACAGAAAAGAAGCUGAUAAUAUGAUCGACACCAAAGACACUGAUCGUAUGAUCUGCUGGCGAGAUAUCCUAGUUCUAUUAGGAUAUUUCCUUCUUAUUCUAGUAGGAUUUUAUUUAUUUCCUUUUGUAUAGAUAUUAUGUGAUUAAGACUUUUCUUAUUUCCUAGUAUAAUCGUAUGAUCAAGACCAAAGAAUAUGAUUGCAUGAUCAAGACAAAGGAAUCUGAUUCCAUGUUGGAUUAUAUUGACUCACUACUCGACACACUUGGGGCUAAGGCCUAUAGGGUGAUAAUAAGUCUCCUGGAGUUUUUUUUAACCUAGUUUGUUUCUGCUUUAGUCUGCUACUUUGGGUGAAAUUAGUUGGUUUUUUGCUAAGUGAUUUCUAUGAAGGGUGAUGCGAC
Molecule: messenger RNA, 1152 nt
Organism: Prunus dulcis (almond)
Lineage: Eukaryota; Viridiplantae; Streptophyta; Magnoliopsida; Rosales; Rosaceae
Product: ribonuclease 3-like protein 2
Exons: 5
Coding region: 1-885 (294 amino acids)
Biological process (GO): siRNA processing
Cellular component (GO): nucleus; cytoplasm
Molecular function (GO): ribonuclease III activity; RNA binding
Source: RefSeq, a predicted model, not a curated record